Molecule: messenger RNA, 1401 nt
Organism: Camellia sinensis
Lineage: Eukaryota; Viridiplantae; Streptophyta; Magnoliopsida; Ericales; Theaceae
Source: RefSeq, a predicted model, not a curated record
AUGUUUGCUGUGAAGAAUAUUAUAGAGAGGCCAAUCUCUCUUCUUCAUGAAAUUGGGAAAUUUUGGAAUGCAUGGGACACCCAGAUCUUUGUUCUGCUGAGUUUGUCUCUGCAGGGGUUUCUAGUCUUGAGUGCAUCCUAUAGAAAACGCGCCGCUAAGAAAUGGGUAGUGACACUCAUCUCUUUAGCUUAUUUUUUGGUAGACUGGGUCACUCCUCAUGGUCUUGGACUCAUCUCUAAUAGACAACAAAUCACGACUGUUACUGCCAAUCUUUAUGCAUUUUGGGCUCCCUUUCUAUUCUUUCACCUCAGUGGCCCUGAUAACAUCUCAUCUCUUUCCCACCGAUUAUUGAAGUAUGCAGAGCGUAUUGUGACUCGGAAGUUUGCAAGACCAAAUAAAUGGGAGAAUUCCUCAGUACCAACCACACAAAAAAUCAAGCUAACCCUCGGCCCUGACUAUGAAAAACUCUCAGGGGCUCCCUUGGCAAUGAGAGAGACACACCUGCCCAUGGAAGUACGGAGUUUCCAAAUGCCUCCAAAGAAAUUCAAGGCUUCUUCUGAAUGUGAUUAUCAUCUACCCAAUGAGGAGGAGGGUGACAAGUCAUUGCUGAAAUUUGCUCAUUUCUUCUUUAAAAACUUCAAGGGAUUCAUGGGAGGCACUAGUUUCAGCCCUGAGCAGCGCCAAUUCACUCGUCAUUUCUUUCUCAAAAGAAGUGUGCACGAUGCUUUUAAAAUAUUAGAAAUGGAGCUUAGCAUCAUACAUGACGCUCUCCAUGCCAAGGCUGUUGCAGCUCAAAGAGAGAUUGGAUCCAUCCUCCGUGCGAUCAGUGCCAGCUCAAUCCUCGUAGCAUCUCUCUUGUUCUUUCUACAUGACAAGUGUGGGUUUUUAAAGGUUGAUAUCAUCAUCACCUAUGUCUUAAUCUUUGGGUCUAUAGUCCUUGAAAUCUUGUCCCUUUUAAUUCUCUGCUUGUCAGACUGGUAUCUAAUUGCCUACAAGCAAUAUAAUUGGGCAAAAUGUAUUGCUGCUGCUAUUGUCAACCGGCACAGGUGGUCAGAAUCUAUCUCCAAAUUCAAUAUCACAAGCUAUAGUCUUCAUAAAAAUCCAACUGUACUAAAUAGCAAAUUACCCUGUGCUCUGGUAUUUAUCGAACUUCCAUCGGCCUUCAGAAUCAUACAAACAACGACCUCUAAUUCCACUCCCAAAUCUGUAUGGUAUGAGAUUUUUAAAGAGUUGAAAAUGAAAUCAGAAAUAGUAGAAAAUGUGGAAACUGCCACAAAGAUAUGUUCACAAAGAGGUGAUUGGGCUCUCAUGCAAAGCUGUUGCUACAGUCAAUUCAAAUGGAGCCUAGGAGAGAUUGACUAUGGGAAGAGCCUCGUGCUAUUGCACAUUGUGUUGGAGUGA